AUGAAGUUUCACACCAGUCUCCUGUUUCUGCUGGGAACUGUCACUACCACCGCUCUCGCUGCGAACUAUACCACCGUUGAUUUCUCGGACUGCGUGGUGUCUUACUGGGAACAAACUUACCCCGACUGCGCCAUCACUGACACCUCAUGUGUCUGUACGAAGGGGUCCAGCUUGGUCGCCUAUGCGUCUAGCGAAUGUACCCCCAAGGAAUACUUCCAUGCCAGGCACCUGUUCGAACAAGAAUGCAAUAUUCGCCCCCGCGCAGGGCCCUCUCUCGUCGACCCCUCGGUGCUCGCGCCACUCGUUUUGGCUACCGUCUUCUUCAUCAUCCGACUCUGGGCUAAAUUCCAGGGUCUCGCUGGAGGCUGGGGUCCGGACGACACUACAAUCGCAUUGUCAUUUGUCUUCGGGGUUGUCGAGUAUGCUAUGUACGAUAGGAUGAUUUAUUUCGGCUUUGGUCAAAACAUCUGGGACGUUCCAUUCGACCAUAUCACCAACUUCUACAAGCACUUCGAAGCGCUUGCGAUGAUGUACAAGACCCAGAUCUCGCUCGCCAAGAUCUCCGUCCUUCUCUUCCUCCUUCGCAUCUUCCAGUCGCGCGUCUUCCGCAUUUUCGCCUACAUCAUGAUCGCCGUCAACGCUUCCAUCGGUAUCACUUUCGCGCUGGUCGAUCUGCUCCGAUGCACCCCGGUACACCUGGAUUGGAACGGAUGGGCCACGAACUACGCCGGAGGGACAUGUAUCGAUUUCAUCGACGCCGUCCUCGUCCACUGUAUCGUGAAUAUCAUUGCCGACGUCGUCAUCAUCAUCCUCCCAGUGUACGAGGUAUCGAAGCUGCAGCUGCCGAUCGGAAAGAAGAUCACCGUGGGAAUGAUGUUCAUGAUGGGAUUGAUCUUGACCGUCGUCGCGAUCAUCCGUCUGGUUGUCUUCUGGAACCACCGCUGGGGAGUCAAUCAAACUGCCGGUCUGUUCCCGCUCAUUCACUGGUCUGUCAUUGAAUCGCAAGUCGCCAUUCUGACCACCUGUCUGCCCGCCGCCCGCGCUGUCGCCGCGCACCACAUUCCGGGCGUGAACAGCCAGAACUCGCGUCGGACAUACGCUUCGCGCGCCCCCUCGUUCCUCUCCAAGGGCCAGUCCAACGCCAACAGCAAGAUCUCCAAGUCCGUCAAUUUUUCCGUUGACUACGUGUCCCGCGGACCGCGCGACGACAACAGCGAGGUCCACCUGGUGGAGAUGGAUGGGAAGUACAGUCGGGUCUGA
Molecule: messenger RNA, 1260 nt
Organism: Aspergillus homomorphus CBS 101889
Lineage: Eukaryota; Fungi; Ascomycota; Eurotiomycetes; Eurotiales; Aspergillaceae
Exons: 8
Coding region: 1-1260 (419 amino acids)
Source: RefSeq, a predicted model, not a curated record